AACAAAAACAUAUCACGAAAAGUAGAAUAAUACAGGUAAAAAUCUUGCGAGUACCGCUUCCAAGCGCCAAGCUUAUCUUUACCAAAGAAAAACUUUAAAAAAUUUUUUUGACUCGUCUAAAUCAGUGUUCUUCAACCUUGGGUCCGCGGACCCAAAAAUUUCCUUCAGGUCCGCGAAAAAUUUCUUAGACUGCCAGAAAAUUUUGUAAUAACAAAAUAAUAUUUUAAACCUGUAAUUAAUUAAUAUAAACUGUUUUUAUUUAUUUAUUUUUUAAUUAUUAAAAUUGUUUAAAUAAAGUUACGGCAGUCGCGUGCGUCUAAGCAGUUUUAAGUCUAAGAAAAUUUAUUAUUCCAGUAUAUAUUUUAAAAAGUGACAAUUCUAACAAAUGCGGUUGCAACUUUACGUAAAAUAGAUUUUAUUACUGCAUUUUUGAAACGACGCAGUUACAUUACCGAUGCGUCAUUGCUAUCCACAUUAUUGUUAUUGUGAUUGUGAUGUCAUACAUUUAAAAUAACGCUAUAAAAAUAAUAACUACGACCGAUAAUUGCGAAUGAAGUCGCGUAGCUCUCGUUUGAUAGCAAAAUAAAUAAAAUGCGAUGGCCGAUUAACUACGCAUCGUUUGAUUUUAUCCGGUAGGUGGCGCUUGUGUUAUCAACAUGGCGGGUGGAAAGAAACAGUCGAAUGUUUCUAGCAAACUAAAAUGGCAAAAUUAUCAAGGAAAAAGAGGUCAGGGCGCGGGGAGAAAACCCGUAUCGGAGCAAGCAACGGUUAAACAAUUUACCCUUCUGUUAUUUAUGCACAUUUGUAGAAAAAUAGUUCUAAUCAAACCCGAUUUGAAAGUGAGCAUUUACUUUGGUGCUUUAAUGUUCGGUUCUUUGGUUUGUGAUUUCAUUCCAGUGCCUAGAUCUUACAUGGCUCGGAAGGACAACGUAUUCAAUAAAUAUUUUGUCAAGUUGGGAUGGGGAUGGACUCUGUGCGUCGUGGGAACUUUCGUUUUUCUAACCAGUUGGACUUACUGCUGCGGCAAUGCGGUCAGAGUUCGCAAACAUUUGAGUCGCGUCUUGAUCAGCACGGUCGCUUGGUACUGCUGGACGACACUUUUCGUCUUCAUCGAAACUUGGACCGGAUACUGUACUUCGGAUAGAUACUCCACCAGGUUGUCUUGCAUGAGACACGGGCACCGUUGGACCGGGUUCGAUAUUUCCGGGCACGCAUUUCUUCUGGUCUACAGCAAUUUAUUUCUGAUGGAGGAAGCAAAGUGCAUCCGCGGUUGGGAGAGAAUUGGAGAGCUCAUUCGGAAUGAAGAGUUUGACGAAAACAGCCCGUUGCGUAAACUGGAGGAGCGGGAAUUGAGUAAUUUAAAGAAUUCGUAUGAAAAAUACACGGUAUUCAUCAAAGCGCUGUUUAUCUUCAUGACUGGAUUGUAUAUUUUGUGGGACGUUAUGUUGAUAGGCACGAUCCUGUACUUUCAUACGAUGGUGCAAAAAGUGGCGGGAGGAAUAAUUGCAGUGGUCACCUGGUUUUUUACGUAUCGGGUGUGGUAUUGCGCGGAAUCUUCUCCCGGUUUGCCGGGACAGGGUCCGUUCAAAUACUCUGAACUUCACAGGAUUCCCAGAAUCUUUAAUCCUGCUGAUAUUCAGUAAAUUUAUUACUUUUGAAAACUUUUAAUGUUUUUAUACUUGGUUUUUCUUUGUUUUGGUGUGUGGAAUUUAUACUCAUUUUGUCACAACUAAAAGUGAAUUGUUGAAAAUAAUUAGCAACGUUUAUUGGGAAAU
Messenger RNA from Centruroides sculpturatus (bark scorpion), 1775 nucleotides. It is a transcript of the gene Fitm, whose product is annotated as FIT family protein CG10671-like. Gene Ontology annotation, cellular component: endoplasmic reticulum membrane. Lineage: Eukaryota; Metazoa; Arthropoda; Arachnida; Scorpiones; Buthidae. Gene Ontology annotation, biological process: lipid droplet organization; lipid storage; phospholipid biosynthetic process. The transcript has a single exon. The coding region runs from base 657 to 1643 and encodes 328 amino acids. The record is from RefSeq and is a predicted model, not a curated record.